CUCCUACAUUCCACUGGUGCCCUUGCUGCUGCUGCUGCCCGGGUGUUAUAUUACUGGCUCGGGUGCUGCACAGGCACACACAUGGCAGGCUGGGGCGCGCACACACCGCUUACGGGCAUGCAGCUGACAGCGCCACUCUGCUGACACUCGGACCUCAGCGCUGGUACAAUGAGGGGCAGCAACAACAGCCACGGGAGGGGGAGGAGAGGACACUGAGGUGUAUCCCUUUCUCCAACCAGCAAACAGGAAAUCCCAUAAGUUCAGUGAAAAGAAAAGCAACUAAUGUAUCCUGUAUUCCUCUAUGGAGAAAAUCGGGUCAUCAAACUGACCCUUGUUGUGAGAGUCCAUGAUUGCUGCAUGCAGUUAAUAUUUUCGAUGAGGCAGCAAAGAGGCGGAGUAGGAAGAGAAAUACGUGUUCUUAGGAAGAAGCCUACAGAUUUGGGGAUGAGUCAUGUGUAGAUGAACGGAGUUCUGGUGACCUACGUGCAGUGUCUAUGGCAACAAGUUUAUGUAUGACCAAUUGCCCCACCCUCAUUGUAAUGGUUGGUCUCCCUGCUCGAGGAAAGACCUACAUUUCCAAGAAGUUGACCCGCUACUUGAACUGGAUAGGCGUACCAACCAAAGAGUUUAAUGUCGGGCAGUACCGCAGGGAUCUUGUGAAGUCGUUCAGGUCUUUUGAGUUUUUUCUACCAGAAAACGAAGAGGGACAGAAAGUUCGAAAACAGUGUGCCUUACUGGCUUUAAAUGAUGUCAGAAAGUACCUGGGAGAGGAAGGUGGGCACGUGGCAGUAUUUGAUGCAACGAACACAACGCGGGAGCGACGGGAGACCAUACUUAAGUUUGCUGAUCAGCAUGGUUUCAAAACUUUCUUUGUGGAAUCUGUGUGCGUGGACCCAGAUGUUAUCGCAGAAAACAUUGUGCAAGUGAAGUUGUGCAGCCCGGACUAUUUGAACUGUAGCAACGAGGAGGCCACAGAGGAUUUCAUGAAGAGGAUAGACUGUUACAAGAACUCGUACGAGACCCUGGACGAAAACUAUGACAAGGAGUUAUCUUACAUUAAAAUCAUGGAUGUUGGCCGUAGAUAUCUAGUUAACCUUGUCAUGGAUCAUAUUCAGAGCCGUAUUGUGUACUACCUUAUGAAUAUCCACGUGACUCCCCGCUCCAUCUAUCUGUGCCGGCAUGGGGAGAGUGAGCUCAAUGUCAAGGGGUGCAUCGGAGGAGACUCUGGCCUAUCUAAUAGAGGGAAAGAGUUUGCACAAUGGUUAUCCAAGUACAUCCAUGAACAGAACAUACAUGAUCUUAAGGUGUGGACAAGUCAGAUGAGGAGGACUAUUCAGACAGCAGAGGCCCUGGGUGUGCCGUACGAGCAGUGGAAAACGCUGAAUGAGAUUGAUGCGGGGGUGUGCGAGGAGAUGCGUUACGAGGAAAUUCAGGAGUCCCAUCCUCUGGAAUUCGCCCUGCGUGACCAAGAUAAAUACAGAUACCGGUAUCCAAAAGGAGAGUCCUAUGAAGACCUAGUGCAGCGUCUGGAACCAGUCAUCAUGGAACUGGAACGUCAGGAGAAUGUGCUGGUUAUUUGCCAUCAAGCUGUCAUGCGCUGCCUAUUGGCCUAUUUCCUGGAUAAGAGUGCAGACCAGUUGCCUUACCUCAAGUGCCCCCUGCACACUGUAUUGAAGCUCACUCCUGUUGCUUAUGGUUGUAAAGUGGAAGCUAUCAACCUGAAUGUGGAAGCUGUGAAUACACACAGGGAUAAGCCAGAGAACGUAGAUAUAUCCCGGCCAUCUGAGGCAGCCCUGAUUACUGUGCCUGACCAUCGUGGACCUACUAAUAUUGAAUGUUGAUGUGGACCGCUCCAGUGAAGACGCUUUGCAGACUGUACCAAAUCACUUUUAGCCAUGGGUGUGACCCAUCUCCUUUUAUUCCUCUGUUACAUUGAAGGACUUUCUGGCAGCUGAUGGAUUUAAGAAAAAUAGCAGCUAUAAGCACGACCAACCCUUUUAGCAGUGGGGCUGCAGAAACUGUUUAAUUCUGUCUCUGGUGUAAGAAUGUUUAAGUCACAAAUACUGAACAAUAUGUGAUUUUCACUUUUAUCACUCCUGUAUUUUUAUAGAUUUAUUUUUUUUCUCCGAUUAAAAUAUAGUCAUUGUAGAGCUACCAUCUUAUUAGAUGGAGUGUAAAUAAAAAGGGAAGAUUCAGCUGUGCUCUGGAACACUAGUGUGCAGUGAUGAUGUGUGCCACCAGGGGGCAGGCCUCUCUAGAGUGCUGCAUAAAGUUACCUCCUCUACAGAUUAGAUGUAUAAGUCAAGUACAGAAAAAUAUACUUAGAAAAAUAUAUAUAUUGGGUUCACAUAUGUUAAACUAUUUUGGUAUAUAAUUUAAAAGUACUUGGCACUAUUACUUUUAAAAGAAGUUGCACUACCAGGUGUGAUAUCCAACAUAAGGAGCUCCUGAAUCUAUGUAUAUUAAAUCUAGUACACAAAAGCAUAGGACACCUGGAAUCCUUGCGUUGUGUGAUGGUCU
Messenger RNA from Pseudophryne corroboree (corroboree frog), 2520 nucleotides. RefSeq names its product 6-phosphofructo-2-kinase/fructose-2,6-biphosphatase 4 (gene PFKFB4). Lineage: Eukaryota; Metazoa; Chordata; Amphibia; Anura; Myobatrachidae. Gene Ontology annotation, molecular function: fructose-2,6-bisphosphate 2-phosphatase activity; ATP binding; 6-phosphofructo-2-kinase activity. Bases 495 to 1841 code for a protein of 448 amino acids. The record is from RefSeq and is a predicted model, not a curated record. Gene Ontology annotation, cellular component: cytosol. Gene Ontology annotation, biological process: fructose 2,6-bisphosphate metabolic process; fructose metabolic process. The transcript has 16 exons.